Messenger RNA from Actinia tenebrosa (Australian red waratah sea anemone), 521 nucleotides. Its product is annotated as small ribosomal subunit protein eS17. Gene Ontology annotation, molecular function: structural constituent of ribosome. Gene Ontology annotation, biological process: translation. NCBI's taxonomy places the organism in Eukaryota, Metazoa, Cnidaria, Anthozoa, Actiniaria, Actiniidae. The record is from RefSeq and is a predicted model, not a curated record. Gene Ontology annotation, cellular component: ribosome.
CGCAAAGAUUGAUGGGUUCGUUCUCUCAACUCUUCGGGAUUCAAAAUGGGUCGCGUCAGGACAAAGACUGUCAAGAAGGCAGCUCGCGUUAUUAUUGAAAAAUAUUACCCCCGUCUUACUCUUGACUUCCAUAUCAACAAGCGAGUAUGUGAAGAAAUUGCAAUUAUUCCCAGCAAGAAGCUGAGGAAUCAGAUUGCGGGCUUUGUCACCCAUUUAAUGAAGCGUAUCCAGAAGGGAGCUGUACGUGGUAUUUCUAUCAAGCUUCAAGAGGAAGAACGUGAACGAAGAGACAACUAUGUACCAGAGGUUUCUGCCCUGGAUACAGAACUCAUUGAGGUUGAUCCUGACACCAAAGAGAUGUUGAAAAUCUUGGAAUUUGGAAGCAUCCCAAACCUACAGGUUACUCAGCCAAUCACAGCUGCCCAGACAUUUCGACCAGCCAAUAAGUAGAAUGUCCACUACUCUCCUGUGCUAUCAAUGAUCUAAUAAAUAUACAAAGAGAAAAAAGGAUCUCUCUUAAA